Messenger RNA from Drosophila rhopaloa, 603 nucleotides. RefSeq lists its product as uncharacterized. The transcript is spliced from 2 exons. The record is from RefSeq and is a predicted model, not a curated record. Gene Ontology annotation, cellular component: nucleolar ribonuclease P complex. Bases 55 to 603 code for a protein of 182 amino acids. NCBI's taxonomy places the organism in Eukaryota, Metazoa, Arthropoda, Insecta, Diptera, Drosophilidae. Gene Ontology annotation, biological process: tRNA processing.
AGAUAGACGGGAAGUCGAGAGAACCGACAAAGUUUACGUGAAACACCCCAAAACAUGACCAAGGACAAUAAGAAAAAGCUGCUGGCCCAGCGGCACGUAUACUCGCGGAUGAACUUCCUCUUCCAGGCGUCCAACUUAAUGGCCGAAGGCAACCAAGCAAAACUGGCCGCCUAUUAUGGGAAAGUUUGCCGCAAUGUGGGCACCAAAACCGUGAUGCACAUGGCUCCGGCCUUAAAGCGCUCGCUGUGUCGACGUUGCUCCCUUCCCCUGCUUCCCGGAGUGAAUGCGGAGCUCCAGGUGGCCGGGGAACCCAAGCAUCCCAAAGGGGCGACUCCUCCAGAGGCUUCCUCGAACGGGGAAGCCAAAACCAAGAAGAAACGUCAUCGCAGGCGGCGCAAGAAGCCCGAAAAGAGCGAUGAAACUAAGGAGUCAAGGACAAGCAGUGGACCGCCUGAAACCGAAAGGAUCUGCCUGUUUUUGGAGUGCUCACUUUGCCAGAGCCGGCGAAGCUUUCCUGCGGACAAUCGCGGAGAUUGCUGGCUGGAGCAGCCGCAAUCUGUGGUGCAAGUGGUGUCUCUCCCGGGAGAAAACGGUCAGCGAUAA